AUGAUUGAUCACCACCGCUCUAAGAUCGUGGCUGGUCCCAAUGAGGAAAUAUGCUGUCCUUCAGCUCGGCAACCUUUACACGCACGCAAACUGGCAAGAAGAGACGUUCUAGAGCUCUGCGAGGCUUACACGACACGACCUCAUCACUGGAGAGCCUGGUUCGGUAUCUCCAGAGCCGGAGCUAGUCGACGUGGUCGAUGA
Fusarium venenatum is the source of this 201-nucleotide messenger RNA. The record is from RefSeq and is a predicted model, not a curated record. Lineage: Eukaryota; Fungi; Ascomycota; Sordariomycetes; Hypocreales; Nectriaceae.